AUGACUACUCCCAAGGUUCCGGAGAUUCAUGGCUUCCAGGCUUCCAGGCUUUCAGGCGUGGGCCCAAGCGAACGUGGAAGAAGAGAGUCUAGUUUGGUGAAAGAUCACUAGACCGCGCCAGGGCAGUGCUCCUGGGUCGCUUCUUUCCGUGCUCUCAGGCCGUUUCCAGAGAAGAAUGGAGGGCAAAGGGAGGCUUGCAAUGGUAGAGGAUGCCGUGGAAUACCAUCUGUUCCUGAUACCAGAUGAGGCCAGAGACACAGACGGGCACAGGGAGAGUCUUCAGAAGUACAUUGAACAAAUCAUGACCCAGUUCGCACCCAUACUGGUCCCUUACAUCUGGCAGAAUCAGCCUUUCAACCUCAAAUACAAGCCUGCAAAAGGAGGUGUUCCCGCCCACAUGUAUGGCAUGACAAAGUUUGGAGACAAUAUUGAGGAUGAGUGGUUUAUUGUUUACAUCAUAAAGCAGAUUACAAAGACGUUCCCAGAGCUGGUGGCGAGAUCUCUGGGCUCUCCAGCCUCUGGUUCCUGGCCCUCCAGGCAGUUCAGGAUCGAAGACAAUGAUGGUGAGUUCCUGUUAAUAGAAGCGGCCGACUUUCUCCCCAAGUGGUUGGAUCCGGAUAACAGUGCCAAUAGGGUGUUUUUCCAUCGUGGGGAGCUGUGUAUUAUUCCUGUGCCGAGGAAAUCCGAAAGGAUACCCUGGUUACCCACGACGCCCCCAACGAUCCAGCAAGCGUUGAGUAUAAUCUCAGCACACCCAGAAGCUAUUCUGGCUUCAGAAUCUGUACAAGCUGCUGUGGACAGGCGCAUCAGUGGGUAUCCAGAAAAAAUUGGAGCCUCCCUCCACCGAGCACACUGCUUCCUUCCAGCUGGCAUCGUGGCAGUGCUCAAACAACGGCCCAGGCUGGUGUCUGCCGCUGUCCAGGCCUUCUACCUACGGGACCCCAUUGACCUGAGAGCCUGCCGUGUCUUCAAGACAUUUCUACCCGAAACACGGAUAAUGGCAUCUGUCACUUUCACGAAAUGUCUGUAUGCACAGCUGGUACAACAGAAGUUUGUGCCCGACCGGCGGAGUGGAUACGGCCUCCCACCUCCGUCGCAUCCCCGGUACCGGGCCCAUGAACUGGGCAUGAAGUUGGCUCAUGGAUUUGAGAUUUUGUGCUCCAAAUGUAGCCCACAUUUUUCUGACUCCAGGAAAUCCCUUGUCACAGCUUCACCGCUCUGGGCCAGCUUCCUUGAAAGUCUAAGAAGGAAUGACUACUUUAAGGGACUGAUGGAAGGUUCUGCUCAGUACCAGGAGAGGCUAGAAAUGGCAAAGAACUAUUUCCAGCUCUCCAUCCACCGGCCAGAAAGUUCGCUUGCCAUGAGCCCAGGUGAAGAGAUCCUAACCCUGUUAGAGACACUGCCAUUUGACAUCGCCGAGCUCAAGACAGAAGAAGCUGACCUUCCUCCUGAGGACGAUGACCAGUGGCUAGACCUCUCGCCAGACCAGCUGGAUCAGCUGCUGCAAGACGCUGCGGGCAGAAAAGUCUCUCAGCCCGGUCCCCAGAAGGAGGAGCAGCAGAACUGUGAUGUAGGGCAGGUCUCAGACAGCAUGAAGGCCUUCAUCUCCAAGGUGUCAACCCACAAGGGGGCAGAGCUGCCCAGAGACCCUUCGGAAGCCCCGAUCACUUUUGAUGCAGAUUCUUUUCUGAAUUAUUUUGAUAAGAUUUUAGGGACAAAGCCUCAGGAGUCAGACUCUGAUGACCAGGACGAAGAUGACUUGGAGUGUUUAGACAGCGACGAUGACUUGGGCUUGGAAGCUCAGGAGUCUGAAUCUCUGAAAGGAGCUCUUGGCAGUCUCAAGUCCUACAUGGCCCAGAUGGACCAGGAACUGGCACACACCUGCAUGGGAAAAAGCUUCAGUACCCGGAAGCAAUUGGACCCUCCAUCCCAGACUGCAAAUGACAAUUCAGAUGAGGAAGAUUCUGGUGCAGGAGAUUGCACUGUUGAAGCUGUGGAUGUCGACCUGAACCUGGUCUCAAAUAUACUGGAAUCCUACAGCUCCCAAGCUGGCCUGGCAGGACCUGCUUCCAAUCUGCUACACAGCAUGGGCGUGCGGCUGCCUGACAACGCCGACCACCAUAGCAGCCAGUGACAGUGAGCCUGCACAUCGCCGCCCUUCUCACUGAAUUAACAGGGAGUGACUGUGCUCAUUCUCCCCCACUCUUCAUAAGAGUGUCUUCUGCACAGGCUUCAGAGUCCCAGCGCCACCUCUCCCAAGUACUCAUGAGCGCCUUCGGUUUGCUUUAAGUUUUCCCAAGACGGGGUUUCCCUUGUAGUUUAAUAAAACAUUGCCCUGUUGGUGUAA
Molecule: messenger RNA, 2347 nt
Organism: Rattus norvegicus (Norway rat)
Lineage: Eukaryota; Metazoa; Chordata; Mammalia; Rodentia; Muridae
Source: RefSeq, a predicted model, not a curated record